Molecule: messenger RNA, 558 nt
Organism: Peniophora sp. CBMAI 1063
Lineage: Eukaryota; Fungi; Basidiomycota; Agaricomycetes; Russulales; Peniophoraceae
Source: the annotation of a GenBank genome assembly
AUGGCGCAGAACCAGCCUGUAAGCGACACUUUGCGAUACCAAUCCUUCAUGCAUUCCCCUGAGAUCGCUGACGCCUCGAUGCAGGAAGAAGUCAACGCCGUACUCGUGUACACAACCGACGACCUCGGCUACGUAUGCGAUCCUCUCAAGAAUCGCGACCAACUGCGUGAACACCUCUACGAAUAUUGCCUAAGCACCGGUGACGAUAAGCGGUUUCGGCAAGGCGAACUCGCAGACGUCUUCAACACGCCUCAUUACAAGAGAGUCUGUUCAUUCUUUCCCCGCGAUCCUAUGGUGCUGGACUGGUACUACACCGUGUACACCCGCAAAUCGAGCAAGGGAUCCUUCAAUGCAGUGGCGGCUAUGGUCUGUGAAGCGCAAUCUCCGAUGGGCGAGGCGGUGAUCGUGAAGGAUUGUCCGGCAGACAAGUGGGAUGUUCUGAACACCGAGAUAGACGCGGAUGAGCUGGCCAAGACGUUAUGGUUUUACCACAAAAGCGGCACGUCUGCUGAGGCAGACUUUGCCGAAAGGACUCUCCUCCGCAUGUUGGUUUCAUAG